Prunus mume (Japanese apricot) is the source of this 2221-nucleotide messenger RNA. RefSeq lists its product as uncharacterized. NCBI's taxonomy places the organism in Eukaryota, Viridiplantae, Streptophyta, Magnoliopsida, Rosales, Rosaceae. The record is from RefSeq and is a predicted model, not a curated record.
AUUUCUACCGUUUUAUUCGAGCUGAAUAAAAAUAGCGUAAUACCGCCGCAUUCUCCCAUUCUGCAAUCUCCGCUUCUCGACUUGGCUUUCUUGCACUCUCUACCCUUCCGCUUUCAUCUCAUGCUCGAUUUCCCCUGUUCAGUUCUUUCUCAGCCAAAAUCAAGUAGAAUUGGAUCGCUACCCAGCGAUGAAUCGGAUUCUAGAGUAUUCUGAGAUUAAAUCCAAACCAUCCGACGAUCGAGUCGGAUCGACGCAGAUCGAUCAAAAUCAAAUUAGAUUGGGUCGCUACGGAGGGUUGAAGCGGAUUCGAGAGAAUUAUAUUGAGAUUGAAUCCAAACCCUCCGACGAUCGAGUCGGAUCGACGCAGAUCGAACAAAAUCAAAUUAGAUUGGAUCGCUACCGAGGGUUGAAGCGGAUUCGAGAGGAGUAUUAUCAGAUGCAAUCCAAUCCCUCCCACGAUUUCAAGUGCGGCCUGCUCGACCUGAACCCAUAUGAAUGGCAAUUUGGAAUCAGAGGCGCUAGAGGAACUGAAUUCGAGGGUGGGAUUUAUCAUGGGCGGAUCCAGUUUCCGGAGGAGUACCCAUUGAAGCCUCCUUCAUUCACGCUUUUGACGGAAAAUGGUCGCUUCAAAACCCAAAACAAGAUCAGGAUAAGGCGACUGAAUGAUUGGCAGCCAUCAUGGAGGGUGCGAGAUGGUUUACUUGCACUUAUUGCUGAAAUGCCCACCUACCCAGAUGGUGAUGAUGAAUUGGAUUCAGUAAAAUACAGUAAGGAAGAAAGGCGUGCCCUGGCCAUAAAAUCUCGUGAAGCAGCCCCAAAAUAUGGCACUUCUCAACGUCAGAAGCUAAUUGAUGAGAUUCAUGAAUAUAUGCUGAGCAAGGCACUACCUUUUCCUCAACUCCAACUGAGCAGCCCCUCACAGGCCUCCAAAGAGCAUGAGCAUAAGCAUUACCGAAUUUAUGGAAACAAAAUGAAGCAUGGCAGCGGCAGCAGAAACGUAGGCAUCUUCGAUUUUGGGAAUAGAUAUACUGCUAUCGACAGCAAGAGUGUAGGAAUUUUACAUUCUAUGAAUGAGGCCCCCAAACUCCCUGUUCCUGUUCCUCAACUCCAACUGACGAGAAACACUCCCAUUCAGGAAGAGGUGGUUGUGGAUCGAGUCGGAUCAACGCAGAUGGAAUUGGAUCGGAGUGUGAUAGUGGAGGACAAGUGCAACAUAAAGAACUCAGGGGAGAAGCGGAUUCUAGAGGAGUAUAAUGAGAUUGAAUCCAAUCCCUCCUACGAUUUCAAGUGCCUCAUGCUCGAUUGGAACCCAUAUGAAUGGCAAUUUGCACUCAGAGGCCCUAGUGGAACUGAAUUUGAGGGUGGGAUUUAUCAUGGGCUGGUCCAGUUUUCGGAGGGAUACCCAUCGAAGCCUCCUUCAAUCAAGUUUUUGACGAAAAAUGGUCGCCUCAAAAUCCAAACCGACAUCAGCUCAAGGCUAUUAUCGAACUGGCAGUCACCAAGGAGCGUGCGAAAUGCUUUACUUGCACUUAUUGAGGAAAUGCCCACCUACCCAGAUGGUGAUGAUGAAUUGGAUUCAGUAGAAUACAUUAGGGAAGAAAGGCGUGCCCUGGCCAUAAAAUCUCGUGAAGCAGCCCCAAAAUGUGACUCUCCUAAACGUCAGAAGCUAAUUGAUGAGAUUCAUGAAUAUAUGCUAAGCAAGGCACCACCUGUUCCUCAACUCCAACUGAGCAGCCCCUCACAGGCCUCCAAAGAGCAUGAGCAUGAGCAUUACCAAAAUUAUGGAGCCAAAAGAAAGCACGGCGGAGGCUACACAAACGUAGGCAUCUCCAAUUUUGGGAAUACCCUUGAUGCUAUCGACAGCAGGAGUGUAGGAUUACAUUCUAUGAAUGAGGCCCUCAAACCCAUGAUAAAAGAAAGAGUACCUUUUCGGGUUUUCUAUUUUUUGUCAGUACUUAUUGGUUUGUCGUCAAUACUUUUUGGAUUUUGGUCAUUCUGAGGGUGAUGAACUGAGGUGAUCAAGUCUGUAGCGUUUGCGUAGGCCUCUUUUUUUGGUAGCUUCUCCUAAUUUAGGAAAUUAGUAGUAAUGUAAUUAAUUGAAAAUGGGCAUUCUAGUUUACCACCGUGAUUUCAUAUACUUUGUCCUCAUAAGAUGAGAGUAAUUAAUGAAUAAUUCAAUUCUGUUAUGUAACUAAGGGAUUUGUAGAGAUAAUUUAGAGAU